AUGGAAUAUAGAUUAUAUGAUAAUGAUGAAUAUCAGCCUUUAGAGCAAGGAAAUAAAUAUUCACCAACAUGGCCAUUUAGAAUGGUUGUGGCUGGAAGUUCUGAUUCAGGAAAAACUACAAUGCUUUUGAACCUUCUUAUAGGCACUAAAAUGGUGGAUAAAGAGAAUGGAUCCAGAUAUAUUCUCUGCAAUGAUGUAAUUUUAAUUGAAACUGAAGAUGUAUCAUUCAAAGCAUUACCUCCUUCUGAGAUUCCUGAUACAGAUGAAUUCAAUCCUGAAUGA
Messenger RNA from Entrophospora sp. SA101, 282 nucleotides. The record is from the annotation of a GenBank genome assembly. NCBI's taxonomy places the organism in Eukaryota, Fungi, Glomeromycota, Glomeromycetes, Entrophosporales, Entrophosporaceae.